AUGGUAACAGAUUUUAUCUAUCUAUCUAUCUAUCUAUCUAUCUAUCUCAAUUUUUAUUGCCUGCAAUAUUCUAUCUAUCUAUCUAUCUAUCUAUCUAUCUAUCUAUCUAUCUCAUCUUUCUUCACUCUUCAUCUUUUUCAUCUUUUUCUUCUCUUUUUAAGUUUUUAUCUUUUUCUUCUCUUUUUAUUUUUUCUUCUCUUUUUAUCUUUUUCUUCUCUGUUUAUCUUUUCUUCUCUUUUUCUUUUUCUUCUUUUUACCUUUUUUCUUCUCUGUUUAUCUUUUCUUCUCUUUUUUCUUUUUCUUCUCUUUUUAUCUUUUUCUUCUCUUUUUAUUUUUUCUUCUCUUUUUUCUUUUUCUUCUCUUUUUAUCUUUUUCUUCUCUGUUUAUCUUUUCUUCUCUUUUUCUUUUUUCUUCUCUUUUUAUCUUUUUCUUCUCUGUUUAUCUUUUCUUCUCUUUUUUCUUUUUCUUCUCUUUUUAUCUUUUUCUUCUCUUUUUAUUUUUUCUUCUCUUUUUAUCUUUUUCUUCUCUUUUUAUCUUUUUCUUCUCUUUUUUUUUUCUUCUCUUUUUUCUUUUUCUUUCUUUUUUAUCUUUUUCUUCUCUGUUUAUCUUUUCUUCUCUUUUUCUUUUUUCUCUUUUUAUCUUUUUUCUUCUCUGUUUAUCUUUUCUUCUUUUUUUCUUUUCUUUCUUUUUAUCUUUUUCUUCUUUUUUUUAUUUUUCUUCUCUUUUUAUCUUUUUUCUUCUCUGUUUAUCUUUUCUUCUCUUUUUUCUUUUUCUUCUCUUUUUAUCUUUUUCUUCUCUUUUCAUCUUUUCUUCUCUUUUUGUCUUUUUCUUCUCUUUUUAUUUUUUUCUUACCUUUUUGUCUUUUUCGUCUCUUUUCAUCUUUUCUUCUCUUUUUGUCUUGUUCUUCUCUUUUCUUCUCUUUUUUCUUUUUCUUCUCUUUUUAUCCUUUUCUUCUCUUUUCUUCUCUUUUUUAUCUUUUUCUUCUCUUUUUGUCUUUUUCUUCUCUUUUUAUUUUUUCUUCUCUUUUUAUCUUUUCUUCUCUUUUUACCUUUUCUUCUCCUUUUAUCUUUUUCUUCUCUUUUUGUCUUAUUCUUCUGUUUAUCUUUUCUUCUCUUUUUUCUUUUUCUUCUCUUUUUAUCUUUUUCUUCUCUUUUAUCCUUUUCUUCUCUUUUUCCUUUUCUUAUGUUUUUAACUUUUCUUCUCUUUUAUUUUUUCUCCUCUUUCUAUCUUUUUUCUUCUCUUUGCGUUUUCCUUCACUUUUUACUUCUAUUUAUUUUCUCUCUUAUGUCUUCUUUUUUCCUACUUUUACCUCUUCUUCUUUGUUUUCAUUUGCUUUUUUUAUUUUUCUCCUUUGAUUCUCAUUCUUCUUUUGUCCCUUUCUCUACUGUUUAUCGUUUAUUUUUUUCCUUUUUCUUCUUUUUUUUUCAUUUUCAUUCAGCAUUUUCUCAUUCUCAUUCUUAUCUCAUUCACCAAACUCCGCCAUUUUUCUCGCUUGAUUCCCCCCCACCGUUUUUUAUUCAAAUUACAUCUAUUUUUUACCUAUCUGUUUUUUUUUUAUUAUUAUUAUUAUUAUUAUUAUUAUUACCUUUUGUUCCAUUAACUUCUUUCCUUCCACCUUUCCCGCUCUUCCGCCAUAUUCCUUCCUAUUCUCUAGCUAAACACGCAAAUUUACACUACAUAGUAAAAAUUAAUCGCUCCUUCUUUCUGAUUCCUUACCUCUCUCUCUCUCUCUCUCUCUCUCUCUCUCUCUCUUCUCGUUCUCUAUCUCGUUCCUGUUCCGUGUAUCGCUCCCUUUCUCUCUGUUGCCUACUCUCUUUAGCUCUCUUUAUCACCUUCCCAUUUCAUUCUUUUUCGUUCUCUUUGCUCUGUCACUUUGUCUUCUUCCCUUUCGGUCUUUCUCGCUCUGUUCUUCUCUCUCUUUCUCAUUCUCUUUUUCUAUCUCUCUUUCUUCUUGUUUUUCUUUUCUCUUCAUCGUGCUUCCCCUUUCUCUUACCCUCUCUUUCAAUCUUUCUCUCUAUUUACUUUUCACUGCCCCUUUACUUUUUCGCUCUUUCAACCCCCCUCUCUCUCUCUUUCUUUAGUGCUCUUUACGUCUGCUUUACGUCUCUUUCACUCUUUACCGCGUCUUAUUUUUUCUGUCUCUCUUUCUCACACUUUCUCUGUUUCUUUUACUAUUUCUAUUUCUUUCUUUUUUAUCUCACUUUAUCAGUUGCAUUCUCUCUAUCUCCUUCAUUCUUUUCCUUUCUUUCUUGCCUUUUUUCUUUCUCCAUUUUCACUCUUUUCUCUGUUCCUCACUCUUUCACCCUUUCAGUCUUUCAUUUUCUGUCUCUUUCUCUCUCUCUCUUACUCAGUUUCUUUCACUGUCCUCCUCUUUGCUCUCCUUUUCAUUUUCUCCCUCUCUCAUUUCUUCUAUCUCUUUAUCUUUCUGUCUCUUUAUCUUUUUCACUCUCUAUAUCUCACGCUUUAUCUAUUUCCCUCACCCACGUUCUCUCUAAUUAUCGCACUUCUAAUUUCUCUUUCCCUCUCAUUCAUUUUCUCACUUUCAUUUUGUCUCUCUCUUUCACGAGCUCUUUCUCUCUUCAUCUAUUUCCGUCUUUCAUUUUCCCUCUCUUUUAUCCAUUUCUUUUCUCUCUCUCCGCCUCCCUCUCUCUUUUUCUUCGGUUUCUUUUCCCUCUCUCUGUCUGUAUCUCUUUUUCUCUCUAUUUUAUUCUCUCAUUUUUUACUUCUUCUUUAUUUUCUUCUCCUCCUUCCACUUUCUCUUUCCUUUUCUUCCCCCUCCUUCCACUUUCUCCUCCUUCCCUUUCUCCACCAUUCAGUUUCUCCUCUUUCCCUAUCUCUUCCUUCUAUCCUCCUCCUUCCAUUUCUCCCUCCUUCCACUUUUUUCAUUUCCUCCUUCCACUUCCCCUCCUUCCAUUUUCUACUCCUUCACUUUCCUCCAUCCACUUUUCCACCAUCCAGUUUCUUUCCGCUAUCUUCUCCUUCCACUUCCCCUCCUUCCACUUUCUCCUCCUUCCACUUUCUCCUCCAUCCAGUUUCUCCUCUUUCCGCUAUCUCCUCCUUCCACUUCCCCUCCUUCCACUUUCUCCUCCUUCCACUUUCUCCUCCAUCCAGUUUCUCCUCUUUCCGCUAUCUUCUCCUUCCACUUCCCCUCCUUCCACCUUUUCAUUAUUCCACUUUCUCCUGCUUCGGCUAUCUUCUAUUUCCACUCUUUCUUCCACUCACCUUUUUCCCCUUUAUUUUUUUUUGUCCUCCUCUUUUCCCUAUUCUUUUUUCACCAUCUUUCAUUCUCCUAAUCUUUCUCUUUAUUUCUCUGUACUUUUCCCCACCUUUCAUCUUUCUCCUCCUUUCACUGUUCUCAUUUUCCUAUUUCUCUCUCUCUAUCUCUCUCUCUUUCCCCUAAAGCUGUCUCUUGUUUCUCUUUCACUCUCCCUUGUUUUCUCUAUAUAUUUAUCUCACCCUCCUUCUCUAUGUUCCGCCUUCUUCUUCACAAGACUUCCUCCUCCUCUUGCUUUUGUAUCGUGUGACUUUUCUCAUUCACUCUCUUUAUUUUUCUCUCAUCCUCUUCCGCCCGUUUUCUAUUUAUACUCCUCCUCCUCCCAUCCACUUGCUUUUCUCCCCCUUCCUCUUUUUUAUUUCCCUUUCUACCUUUCCUAA
Molecule: messenger RNA, 3654 nt
Organism: Acanthosepion pharaonis
Lineage: Eukaryota; Metazoa; Mollusca; Cephalopoda; Sepiida; Sepiidae
Source: the annotation of a GenBank genome assembly